AUGCCUACAACAGAAGGAGAGGAGAACCUAAGCCAAGAAUGUAAGGAGCUUAUUCUCUCUCUUCCCAAAGAGAAAGGUUGGAGAACACGAUAUCUCUAUCUCUUUCAAGACUUUUGGUGCCAGCCGGCUGAAAUCCAAGCAAUAAUCACUUUUCAAAAGCACUUCCAAGCCAAUGACAGUGAUGUUAUUGUGGCCACCAUUCCAAAAUCUGGUACCACGUGGUUGAAAGCCCUUACCUUUGCCAUUGUCAACCGACACCGUUUUUCCACCUUAGAGAACCAUCCAUUGCUUACUUCAAAUCCCCAUGACCUUGUUCCUUUCUUUGAAUACACUGUUUAUGGGGAUACACAUGACCAAGUUCCUGACCUCUCCAACAUGACCGAGCCAAGACUCUUUGGUACUCACAUUCCAUUCCCUUCACUGGCCAAGUCAAUCAAGGAGUCCAAUUGUAGGAUCAUUUACAUAUGCAGGAACCCUUUUGACACUUUUGUUUCUACCUGGAUUUUCAUGAACAAAAUCAAGCCAGAGUCUUUACCAGCAUUCGCACUAGAGGAAGCUUUUGAAAUGUAUUGCAAGGGGAUAAUUGGGUUUGGUCCAUCUUGGAACCAAAUGCUUGGUUAUUGGAAUGAAAGCAUAGCUAGACCACACAAGGUUCUGUUCUUGAAGUAUGAAGACCUUAAACAAGAUGUGAAUUUUCAUGUGAAAAGAGUGGCAGAGUUCUUGGGUUGUCCUUUCACUCGAGAGGAGGAAAGUAGUGGAGUGAUUGAAAACAUAAUCCAGCUGUGUAGCUUUGAGAAGAUGAAGGAGUUGGAAGCAAAUAAAUCUGGAACAUUUGGUAGGAACUUUGAGAAAAAUUACUUGUUUCGUAAGGCUGAAAUAGGGGAUUGGGUAAAUUACCUUUCCCCUUCAAUGGUAGAAAAAUUAUCCAAAAUCAUAGAAGAAAAGUUAUGUGGAUCAGGCCUUUCAUUUAAACCGUACUCCUAG
This is a messenger RNA of Gastrolobium bilobum, 984 nucleotides long. Its product is annotated as cytosolic sulfotransferase 15-like. The transcript has a single exon. Bases 1 to 984 code for a protein of 327 amino acids. Lineage: Eukaryota; Viridiplantae; Streptophyta; Magnoliopsida; Fabales; Fabaceae. Gene Ontology annotation, molecular function: sulfotransferase activity. Gene Ontology annotation, cellular component: cytoplasm. Gene Ontology annotation, biological process: sulfation. The record is from RefSeq and is a predicted model, not a curated record.